ACUGCUUGAGUUUAUUUUGUGGCAAGACCAACCAUUGUUGUUUACUUUGUGUCAAGACCAACCAUUGUUGUUUAUUCUUUAAAUGCUGGUGCUUUGUUGUUUCUGCUUGUAAUAAUUUCCUGCUGGUUCUUUCUCAAUAUCGGCCUAUCUGAAUGGGCUCUUCUGAUUUUGGGAAAUUGUCUUUCCUUUGAAUAGAGAUGGCACGGCGUGAUAGGCAUAAGAUGAAACGAAGGCAAAGAUGGGUUUGGGGUUCAAUUGCUACUGCAAUUACUCUUGGCACAGCGGCCUUGGUGUGGUCUUACCUGCCAACAGACAAAGCAUCACCUUCUCCUAGUAGUUCCAGUGCUCCUGAUCAUGAUGAUUGUGCCAAGUGAUAACAUUCUACUAAGAAUGGCUAUGAUGACAUAGCAUCAUAAAUGAGAGUUAGAAUAAAAGGUUGUUUGUUCUGCGUUUUGUAUAGCAAUCCGCUGCUUUUGUUAGCAGUUCUUUCUUUCAUUCCAUGAGACAUCAGGGGAUGUAUAGUACCAUCAAAAUAUAUAGAAAUGUGUAAG
Molecule: messenger RNA, 551 nt
Organism: Rubroshorea leprosula
Lineage: Eukaryota; Viridiplantae; Streptophyta; Magnoliopsida; Malvales; Dipterocarpaceae
Source: the annotation of a GenBank genome assembly